AGGAUAUAGGAUCUGAUAGAACGGAAUACACACCUAAAAUAGUAUGGAUAACAAUUACUCGUGUCAGCAAAAGAUCACUGUCAUCAUUGACACCCAGACAUGUGACCAAGUCAUUGCUGAGUCGAUAUUAGCCCAACAAGUUCUCGGCAUGGACUGUGAGUGGAAUGAUAAAUCAAAGAUUGCCUUAAUUCAAGUUGCAACUGUUGACGAUGUUUUCCUAUUUCGAAUCACCAAGUUUGCUGAUAAACAGAUCCCAACGACCUUACGUGACAUUCUAGAGAAUCCCGAUAUUAUCAAGGUCGGUGUUGGCAUUGAAAACGAUGCUAAGAAGUUAAGGGAUGAUUACAAGUGCAACUUGAAAAGUUGGGUGGAUUUAAGGAAUUUGGCUGUUAACACGAAUGCAUAUGCGAAAGUCAUACUGAAAAAACUAAAAGAAUUUGAAGAGACACUGGCAUCUGAGGAGAAUGAAAACAAAAAGAAAGCUGAACGAUAUGGUUGGAAUACUAAGUGGGGGUUGGCCGGCCUGACAAAGGAUUGCCUUGGAAUUCAGCUUCGAAAGGGCAAAGUCAAAUGGAAAUACGAUUGGGAAGCUGAUACAUUAAUGGAGAGACAAAUAAGCUACGCUGCGGCUGAUGGCGCUGCUUGCCUUGAUAUCUUCUACACAUUGAUGUCUGAAAAAGAACUGGGAACUUUCAGUGCUGACAAAUUUGUGCUUGAUCCUGAAAAUUGUAUUAAGUCACAGCUUACUGACUUAAGGCUGAUUGAAAGAAAGACACUAAAGGAUCGGUCUCUUAAGAAUAGUUGCUUCAAACUGAUAACUGAAGAGGAGUUUGAUCUGACUGAUUACAAGACACAGCCUCCCCGUGGACAAAAUAAGAAAAUGAAGACAUAAUUAUGCAUUUUUGAUUAAAAAUUGCCAGAAUUUUUUCUAUUUUUUAAGUUGCUCAUUAAAUAGUGUUAUUAAUGAUUUUAUCUUAU
Bolinopsis microptera is the source of this 978-nucleotide messenger RNA. RefSeq names its product bifunctional 3'-5' exonuclease/ATP-dependent helicase WRN-like. Gene Ontology annotation, biological process: nucleobase-containing compound metabolic process. The transcript is spliced from 6 exons. Bases 44 to 892 code for a protein of 282 amino acids. Gene Ontology annotation, molecular function: nucleic acid binding; 3'-5' exonuclease activity. NCBI's taxonomy places the organism in Eukaryota, Metazoa, Ctenophora, Tentaculata, Lobata, Bolinopsidae. The record is from RefSeq and is a predicted model, not a curated record.